CGGGCCCGAUUUCUUUCAGCUAGAGGGCUCGGCGGGUUUCCUGACUGCGCAAUUCCAACUACAAAGUCUGUUUGGCGCCACAAAGCAUCCAUUCCCUUCCGCUCCUUCACUCCACAAUUGCAGAGUUCUCGAGGGAAACUAGUAGUCAGCAGACCGCCGCAAGAUCCAACGACGCCACACAGCGGCAGCAGCAGCAGCAGAAAAUAAGCGAAAAGGGAUGGCAGACGUUAGCUCGCCGAUGGACAUAGACCACAAUGGCGAGAAGCCGAACAAACACAACUCGUCAUCCAAAGGCAAAACCGUCGUCGUCGACGGCAAUCCUCCUGCCCAUCCCAAGUCUACACCCUGGGUCGAGAAGUACCGCCCUCAAUCGCUCGACGACGUCGCCGCUCAUCGUGACAUUAUCGACACUAUUGAAAGGCUGACGAACGAGAAGAAAUUGCCGCAUCUGUUGUUGUAUGGACCCCCUGGUACGGGGAAAACGUCCACAAUACUCGCUGUGGCGCGCAAACUCUACGGCCCUGACUACCGUAAUAUGAUACUGGAACUGAAUGCUUCGGAUGAUAGAGGAAUUGAUGUUGUGCGGCAGCAGAUACAAGACUUUGCUAGCAGUCAGAGCUUCUCAUUCGGUCCUAGGUCAUCUGUGAAGUUGGUUUUACUCGAUGAGGCUGAUGCUAUGACUAAGGAUGCACAGUUCGCCUUGCGCAGAGUGAUUGAGAAAUACACAAAGAGUACACGGUUUGCACUCAUCUGUAACCAUGUGAACAAAAUUAUUCCGGCACUACAAUCUCGAUGUACGCGAUUCCGAUUUGCUCCCCUUGAUCCCGUUCACGUCAGUGGACGAUUGAGACACGUCAUAGAGUCUGAACAGCUUGAUGUGACUGAAGCUGGCUUAGCAGCUCUUGUACGGCUUAGCAACGGUGACAUGAGGAAGGCUUUGAAUAUUUUGCAGGCAACACAGAUGGCCUCAAAGCACAUUACAGAAGAAGCUGUGUACCUCUGCACUGGAAAUCCUUUGCCUAAAGACAUCGAGCAAAUAUGUUUCUGGCUUUUAAACGAAUCAUUUUCAGAUGGUUUCAAACGUAUUGCUGAAAUGAAGAACCGAAAAGGAUUGGCUAUGGUGGAUAUAGUAAGAGAAGUAACAAUGUUCGUUUUUAGGAUCAAGAUGCCAUCAGAUGUACGGGUCAAGUUGAUCAAUGAUAUGGCUGAUAUAGAGUACCGGUUGACUUUCGGGUGCAGUGACAAGUUGCAGCUUGGCUCUCUUAUUGCUUCUUUCACCGGAGCUCGCUCUGCUCUAGUUGCUGCGGCAAAGUAGAAUGUCCUUUUCUAAACUUUCCCUGGGAGUGGGUGAGUCUGCUUCUGAGGUCAAACAACUAUUGAAUAUAGAGUAACUGAAUGAAGCCCAACCUACUUGAAACUAGUUGGUACGUUUUCUUUCUUAUCAUGGACCGAUUGGAGAAAUAGUACUGGCUAGGAGUUCCAUCUGCUACUCACAAAACACGAUAAACAAAGAUUGAUGUUGAAUUUUGGUUACUAAAAUCAGUUCAGGUUUCUUUCUCCUCUAGUUAACGUAGAGCCUGUACAGGUAAGUAUUUAUUUACAUUACUUCACACUGCUGUCAAGAUCUCUUCUUGACUUGCCCAGCCAACUCGUGCACAAGAGUAAAAAGCUAUACUUUACAAUAUGUACCGAUUGAUUCUAUGCUGCAAUUUACAAAGUACUGAAUACAUCUGCAC
Linum tenue is the source of this 1736-nucleotide messenger RNA. The record is from the annotation of a GenBank genome assembly. Lineage: Eukaryota; Viridiplantae; Streptophyta; Magnoliopsida; Malpighiales; Linaceae.